AUGUUUGGGUUCAAACGAUCGUCUGUGCAACUUGUGGUGAUACUGGCUUGGCUUUUGCGAUAUUACACCUUCGGGUCGAUAGAAAUAUGGUGUAUAGUCGCGUGCGGUUUGAGUUUGGCUGUUGUUUUGGCUGUGACGACGUAUGACCAUGACUACUGGACGUCCCGUGGGGUGUUCUCCCCGCCUGCGUGGCUGGUCGUGGGCCACAUCCCACCAAACAAACUGCGCGGCAUGUUCCCGCUCAUAGAGAACACAGCGGUAGAAUUCGUGACAAGGGUUCAAGAUUUGCUGACACAGUCUAAAAAUGAACCGAACAAAAAUGGCCCAGUGAAGACAGAAGGUCAAUGGAAUGGUGUGGAACAAAUCUCCGCUGUGGUGAACUCUGAGAAGCUUGUCGGUGGUUAUACAGCCGAUGCCAUAGUGCCUUGCGCGUUUGGUUUAAAAAAAACUCUUCGCCUGUACCCUCCGUUCCCGAGCAUCCAGCGCAUGUGUACCAAGGAGUACACAAUCCCCGACACCAACAUCGUGGUGAAGAGAGGGACUAUAGUGCUGUUCCACAGAGGGAUGAACAGAAGCGGUUGGCCUACAGAAAGUGGCCCGAUUGGUUUAAGUCAUGUCGAUGUAUCACCAGUUCGUAGGGGUGGAAGUGAGACCAUCGAAUCUCCAUUGCAAAUACGAGAGGAUAGUGAAAAAUCUAUCAUUAAAACAAAGGAGGUAGACGCAGAAGUUGGAGUUCGCGGUAUGCAGCCCGAUGUGUGGUCGCGACGAGUGGUUGAGGGCGGGGAGCGAGCGCGCGGGGGCGCCGUGGAGGCCUCAGUCAGCUGUGCUGAUAACGUUAGAUCAACUACUUUGUUGCGGAAGGUCGACAGGUGUCCACACAUUGGUGGAGUUCUCAAGUUGUUCACAAAGUUUGACCAGCUGGCGAUCCGAGCGAACAACCUCAUGUCUCCAUCUAACUUUGAGGAAAUAAAUUGA
This is a messenger RNA of Spodoptera littoralis (African cotton leafworm), 975 nucleotides long. The record is from the annotation of a GenBank genome assembly. NCBI's taxonomy places the organism in Eukaryota, Metazoa, Arthropoda, Insecta, Lepidoptera, Noctuidae.